Messenger RNA from Fusarium sp. VM40, 3807 nucleotides. The record is from the annotation of a GenBank genome assembly. NCBI's taxonomy places the organism in Eukaryota, Fungi, Ascomycota, Sordariomycetes, Hypocreales, Nectriaceae.
AUGGAGGUCUUUUGUCGAAAUGUCCCUCAGGACUUAUCGGAAGACAGCUUAAAACGCGAACUUCUUCCUUUGAUGAUGGCCCUGAGAAUCUCGGAUUUCUAUUGCGAAAAACCCAAGAGAAAACCUCAAGCGUGGAUAAAGUUUCUCGAACCCGGUGAUGGCCAAGCAUUUCUCAGCAAACAUGGCAAGCAAGCACAGCAAGGAGAUUACAGAAAGGAGAAUUUCAAUCCACAAUAUCCCUUCAAACUAUACACCAAACCCAAGGAAAUACCACGACUGUUUAUUCUAAAGGCGCCUGUCUACGUGGUGAAAAGCACUCGACCUGUUGACAAAUUCUCGAUCGCACAUCUCAAGCACGAACGCGAGAAGAAGCAAAAAAAGCCUGCCGCGACCAAGGAUCGCCAAACUCAGGUGCAAGCAUUUAACAUCUUAGAAAUCAGCUGCGGUGGCAAUACCUUCUACGGCCCUGAGAAAACCAUCACAUUCGUUGAACACAACCGAUUGGUUCUCCCCAGGGGUGUUAUUGGCAAAUUCACGCCUCAGUGGUUGACCGUCCAGAAUGAAGCUGGAAACCGCAUGGACUUUCAUAAGGAUACUAUCCAGGACCUUAUUGCCAGUCGCAGCGAUGCGUCUCUCACCUUGGUCUUGACUGAACCCCCAAGGAUGUACACGCCAUACAGGUCGGAUAACUCAAGUCAGCAAUGGAAAAGAGAGCAAGAGUUAGCCAGCUGGAAUUUGAUCCGUGACUACUCAUCAUCUUGCCUUGUCUACCGCAUCUCCUUCCAUGGUGUAUCUGCCUUCGAUGACGUCUUGCAGUCUCUCAAAAGCCAAAACAUUCUUGCCAUCACCAACCACGAUCUGCCUUCAGUACCGUGGAGGUAUUUGGAACCUGGGAGCAACCAUUUCCUCGGGCGGCAGCAGUUUAUGGAGAAGGCUAAGCGCCUUGUCUCCGCGGGCAAUGUACACUUUGCAUUUCUGUUCCAGGUUCAGGCUCUCGUGUGGAACAACUUCAUAAACCCCGCCAGUGGUAUCGAGCUCUUAGAUCUUAUAGACCGAGUUAUCGGAGAUGCGAAAGAGAAAAAGGUCGCGGCACCUAUCACAACUGACGCCAUGAAGGUACUGUUUCAGAAGAUCCCGUACCCUUGCCCUGGUACCGACCCCGAGGAGUUGGACGUUGUGACUAUCAUGUCGGAUAUCAUGAAGUCUGAAUACGAGGCUCGGGCGGAAAGCCCUGAGAGAGACAGAAUUUAUGGAUCUCAUAUCCCAGAGAAUCAAAUCUGGAUCUUCAGAGCCCUGGUGACCCCAACCCGUGUGCUCCUCACUGGGCCCGAUCCAGAAAGCAUGAACAGAGUAUUACGCAAAUAUUCUGCCUACAAUGACUAUUUUUUGCGAGUCCUCUUCUGCGAAGAAGAUGGGCAAGACCUCAGUUUUCAUCCAAAGGUCGACAACGAACGGAUUUAUUCCCAUUUCCGACGUGUCAUGGAUGAGGGCAUCCUUAUCGCAGGGAGGAAAUACAGCUUCCUCGGAUUCUCACACUCUUCCCUCCGAUCUCACUCGGCGUGGUUCUCUGCGCCUUUCACCGACGCGGAUUUCCAACGGCAGGUGCCUGAGGUUAUUUUGAAGUCCCUGGGAGACUUCAGUGGAAUCCGAGUCCCAGCAAAGUGUGCAGCACGAAUUGGCCAAGCCUUCUCGGAGACCCCACAUGCUGUCCCGAUAUUUGAGGCCAGAAUCAUGCAAAGGUAUAUUCCAGAUGUCAAGUCAACUGACAAGUCUCGUAUCUUCAGCGAUGGUGUUGGUACAAUCUCCAAAGAAGCCCUGGAAGCAAUUUGGCCUUAUCUGUCAAUGCAAGCUGCAAAGCCAACAUGCCUUCAGAUCCGAUGGGCCGGUUGUAAGGGUAUGCUUUCAUUGGACACCAGACUUAAGGGUAAAGUGUUUUGCAUUCGCAAAGAAUCCAUGAUGAAGUUCCCAAGCACUGAUAUUGAGGAGCUCGGUAUUUGUGACGCGUCAUCUAAACCUCUACGGCUUAUGUUGAACCGCCAGAUGAUCAAGAUUCUAGAGGAUAUGGGGACUUCUGCUGACUGGUUCUUGAAGCUGCAGAAUAAUGCACUCAAUAUCCUACGCAAUGUCACUACCAAUGCCACCAACACGAGUUUCUUCCUGGAGUACCAGUCAAUUGGUGUGAGCUUGGGUCUGCCCAAGCUAGUCAAGCAGCUGGAGAAAAUGGGAAUUGACUAUCGUCGUGAUAGUUUCAUGAGAUCAGCGGUUGAGCAUGUCGUCUUGAGAGAACUGCGACUCUUGAAACAUAAAGCUCGAAUUCCUGUUGACAAAGGACUUACACUAUUUGGCGUUAUGGAUGAAACAGGGUUUCUUGAAGCCAAUCAGGUCUACGUUACCUAUGACAAGACACAUGGAUUGUACCACGGUCGACGUAUCAAUUCCACUCUGAAGGACGGUCGAGUCAUAGUCACUCGGUCGCCAGCUCUUCAUCCAGGAGACAUCCAGGUCGUCCGCCAGACUACUCCUCCGCAAGGACACCCAUUGAGAAGCCUACAAAACUGCAUCGUCUUUAGCCAGAAGGGAGACCGCGAUUUACCAAGCAUGCUCAGCGGGGGAGAUCUAGACGGAGAUAUCUACAAUAUCAUAUGGGACGAGGAAGCAAUACCCGAAAUGUACUUCGAUCCUGCAAACUACCCGAGGGUUACGCCGCAACCUCUGAACCGUGAGGUUAAUCCCCAGGAUAUUGCGGACUUCUUCAUCGACUUUAUGCGUACCGACAUCCUGGGGAUGAUUGCGACUCGACACGUAAUCUUAGCGGACUAUCACCCAGAAGGUACAACUCAUCCUGACUGCAUUGAGUUGGCUGAAUUGCACUCCACAGCUGUCGACUUCUCCAAGACGGGUAUUCCCGUCGAUUUUAGAUCCUUGCCAAAGAACCCUCCGUUUCGUCCCGAUUUUCUUGCAUUGGCACCUCCAUUAAAGCUUUAUGACAAGGGACAACUAGUACACAUCGUGGAUGAAGAGGAAGACGACAACGCGGAUGAUGGCAUGGCUCGCUACAAAACGAAGCAUUACCCUUCAGAGAAAAUGCUCGGCCAGCUGUAUCGAAACGUUGAUGAGAAGAAGAUUUGGGAUGAGGAUAUCCACCGCAGCAUCAACACAGCUGGGCCGUCGGUUUGGGACCAGCUGUUGACCAUUGUGGAGACCGAGAUCGUAAGAUACAACCUUGAUGUUGAUUGGACCCGUAGUUCUGAGGAGGCUUGGAAGAUUCGAGGACUGUACGAGGCAUCCAUAACCGACAAGAUGUGGCACUUUUCCGAAAACGCACGGUCAAGUUUAACCGAAGUUGAAGUAUUCUGCGGAUUUAUUCUCAACAAGCGUGGUGCUCAAACCCGACGCCAGGGCGAUUCGUCCAUCAAACUCAAAGAGGAGACCGAUCGUAUUAUGACAUGGAUUGUCAAGCAGAUCCGUGACCGAGGUGUAAGUGACGACGCAGAGACCAUGAGCACGGCGACUGGGGUAAGCGAAGUCUCUUCUAGAUGGAGAGAAGACGUGGUAGAGUUGUGUUGGGCGUGUGUAGCUGUUGGAUGUAUCAAGAAGGAGAAUGCGCCGCUGGUGUAUCAUGGUACCGGCGAGCUGGAAAGUUUUCGAAUUGUUGCGGCAUGUUGUCUGAUGAAAGAACUUAACAGCCUGGUUGCGAAGAUGGAUCUCCUCGCUGGGGGAGGCUAUGUCGGUGUUGGACGUGGUGGUCGAAGUGGUCGGGCUGGACGCGGCGGACGAGGUGGGAGUUUGACGCUUCCUAUUCGAUGA